Molecule: messenger RNA, 1066 nt
Organism: Aspergillus ochraceoroseus IBT 24754
Lineage: Eukaryota; Fungi; Ascomycota; Eurotiomycetes; Eurotiales; Aspergillaceae
Product: putative oligosaccharyl transferase subunit Dad1
Exons: 3
Coding region: 64-603 (179 amino acids)
Biological process (GO): protein N-linked glycosylation
Cellular component (GO): oligosaccharyltransferase complex; membrane
Source: RefSeq, a predicted model, not a curated record
AUCCCUAAACUAAGGCGCUUAAAAACAAUAUUAACCAAAAUUAAGAAGAAGAAGAAAAAAAAAAUGCCCUCCAAACGCUCCGCCGCCGCCGCCGCCGCCGUACCUCCCCCUCCCACCACACCAGCAACAACCUCAACAGCACCAACACAAAGCAGCAAUAUCAACCUCCUCUCCUCUGGCCCGAAGACCCUCUCUGCGAACUCCUCCGUCACCGAAAUCGCCUACCAUGUGUGGCAGCAGUACCUAGCGACAACGCCGCAGCGCACGAUGCUCCUCGAUGCGUUUAUGGGUUUCCUCGUGCUGGUGGGAGGCGUACAAUUCAUGUAUUGUAUCCUGGGAGGGAAUUACCCUUUCAACGCCUUCCUCAGUGGCUUCUGUGCCGCCGUGGGCCAAUUUGUUCUCACGGCCAGUUUGCGCAUGCAGACCAGUGGCGAUUCCGGAAACAAGACUGCCGCGGGUUCUAUCUCGUCGGGGAAGGGAGGGAAAGGCGCUUCGGGGUCGGUUUCUGCGCCGGGAGUUGGCGUUUCGCAUGAGAGGGCGUUUGCGGAUUAUCUCUUCGGAAGCUUGAUUCUGCAUUUCUUCUGUAUUAACUUCAUUAACUAGCUGGUUUCGAGGGCGCGCUUCCAGUGUAGCUAUGGUGUGUGCAUGUGUAUGUAUGUAUGUAUGUAUGUGGGUAGGUGGGAGGGAGCGUGAAUGGGAAUGGAUACCAAUGGGUUAGUUGGGGAUGAGACGAGGUCCAGUGAUGGAUAUUCUUUAUAUGACUCUUAAAAAAGGGAAAUGAAAAGGGUAAGAUAGAUAGAGCGGUAUAGCACACUUCUGCUCUCUUUAGAUACUAUUCUGCUUUGUUUGUAUACUGGAGAUUUCUGGUUGGAUGGUGAUGGUGAUGGUGAUGUUAAAUCAAUUUCUAGGUGCUUUUCCUUGCUCUUCUCACUUGGUAUGUUCUGUUCCAUUCUAUAUCUGUACCUUUUUUUUUUUAUUUCUGCGAAUAUGAAUCUUCAUGUUAUGUUUUAUUCUACCUAUCUAUCUAUUAUCAGGGGUUAUUUGCAUUGUUUGGUUGAGGGUGUAU